Messenger RNA from Prunus mume (Japanese apricot), 969 nucleotides. NCBI's taxonomy places the organism in Eukaryota, Viridiplantae, Streptophyta, Magnoliopsida, Rosales, Rosaceae. The record is from RefSeq and is a predicted model, not a curated record.
CAUCUCCAGAAACCAGUCUACUGCUCUCAAUUAAUUAAUUAUUUAUUUAUAUUGUGUAUAAAUAUAUCAGCUCAGCUGGUUCAUAUUCAGUUGAGUGAGUCUCAGUAUAGUGGGGAGGAGAACUAAGAGAUAAUCAAAUGGCGGAGGAGGUGAUUCUGAUCAUGGAGGAUGAGAAUAAUAACAAUAAUAGUAAUAGUAAUAGUAAUCAUAAUAAUAUUAGUGUGUCGGUGGUGAUUGUAGGAGCUGGUCCUUCUGGCAUUGCUACCUCCGCCUUGCUCAAUUCUCUGUCAGUUUCAAAUCUUGUGCUUGAGAAGGAGGACUGUUGUGGGUCCCUCUGGAAGAAGCGGUCCUACGACCGUCUGAAUCUUCACUUGGCAAAGAGCUUCUGCAGUUUGCCGAUGAUGUCCCAUCCCUUCCGAACCUCCAUUUUCAUGUCGAAAGACGACUUCAUUCGUUACCUGGACGAGUACGUGGCCAGGUUCAACGUGAACCCUCGCUACUGCAGUGACGUGGAGGAGGCUGUUUACGAUGAAGAGGAAGGCAAGUGGAGGGUGACAGUGAAAGACACCGCUUCCGGGACGGUGUAUGAGAUCGCAUCGGAUUUCUUGGUGGUUGCAACUGGAGAAAAUAGCCAGCCUUUUCUCCCCAGCGACUUGCCUGGGAUGGAGACCUUCCCAGGAAAGGUGAUUCAUUCCAGUGACUAUAAAAACGGGGCCGUUUUUAAAGAUGAAAAGGUUUUGGUAAUUGGCUGUGGCAAUUCUGGGAUGGAAAUCAGCAACGAUCUUGCAGACAAUGGAGCACAUACGUCCAUUGUUGUUAGAAGCCAAGUAAGAGUACACAUCACCUCUCUUCUAGCUACCUACCAUUUCAGUUUAGAAAUUAAUUUCUCACUUCUUUCCGGACAUAUAGAAAAUAAGUUGGCUAAUUAAGCUAUUGGGUGCAUAUAAUGUGUUUGUCUUCUUCUUUUCU